Arachis ipaensis is the source of this 936-nucleotide messenger RNA. NCBI's taxonomy places the organism in Eukaryota, Viridiplantae, Streptophyta, Magnoliopsida, Fabales, Fabaceae. The record is from RefSeq and is a predicted model, not a curated record.
AUGGAACAGCAGCUGUUGGGUUACGAGGAUGACAUGUAUAGACUGGAUCACGCUAAGCACAUUGCUGACAAGCUUGAUAGAGUGGGGCCUUGGAUUUUGCGCACCAGGCAGAAUUUGAUGGCACGGCUGCUAGAGCAGAUUAGGCCAUAUCUCAGACGAGCUGAGUUUGAGUAUGUGGCCUAUAUGGUUGAGUUCGAACACGAUUGGUCGCUUGCCUCGACUUUGAUAGAGAGGUGGCGGCCUGAGUCCCACACGUUUCAUCUACCGUGCGGGGAGAUGACCAUCACGCUGCAGAACGUAGCCUAUCAGCUGGGGCUCAGAAUAGACGGUGAUCCUGUGAGUGGAUGCAUUGGUGGGUGGGAGCAGCACCACCAGAGACGCACCAUUGAGGAGUUUUGUGAGAAGCUCACGUGGUUCCAGAACACGGUUUGUGGAGAGUUGGAGCAGGACGCCACAGAGGAGUGCCUGAUGAGGUACAUGAGAGGAUACAUCAUGCAGCUGAUAAGGGGUGGCUCCCACUGCUGGAGGACCUUGAGAUGUGUGGUCGGUUAUCGUGAGGUCAACGGUGCUCGCUUGGCUGUAUCGCCAGAUGUGCCGGGCUACGGAGCAUGGCCAGCGCAAUUUGGGCAGUACUGCCCAGACAAUGACAGGGACGAUGGCAGGCUUAGGCAUUACAGGCGUACCCUGAACGGGAUUGGGAUGCUGAAUGUUGAGUGGACACCAUAUGCUGACCCACAGCUAAUUGCCCUAGUUCCAUCGACAAUAGCCGAGGCGGAGGUGUCAUCGGCGGUUGUAUGUCCGCUGCUUUGCUUUGCUAUCAUCGAGUGGCAUCAGGUGGACCAAGUCGUACGUCAGUUCGGUGGUUUGCAGCACAUUCCGACCAGGCCACUGAACAUUGACGACAUUCCAACCGUGGCAUUUCCUCAAGCCAGUUAG